AAAGGUAUCAACUUUUGUUCAUCUUUUUCAACAUUCGCAAAAUGGAGGAGAAAUAUGAGCCAUUAAAAGAGCUUGGUUCCGGGAAUUUUGGAGUGGCAAGGCUGGUUAGAGUUAAGAAGACCAAAGAGUUGCUUGCAGUUAAAUACAUUGAAAGAGGAUCAAAGAUUGAUGAAAACGUUCAAAGGGAAAUCAUCAAUCACAGAUCACUUAGACAUCCAAACAUCAUUCGGUUCAAGGAGGUUUUCUUAACUCCAACACAUCUGGCCAUAGUGAUGGAAUAUGCAGCUGGUGGUGAACUCUUUGGCCAGAUUUGCAAUGCUGGCAGAUUCAGUGAAGACGAGGCUCGGUUUUUCUUCCAACAGCUUAUAUCUGGGGUCAGCUACUGUCAUGCAAUGGAAAUUUGUCAUAGAGAUUUGAAGCUUGAGAACACUCUCUUAGAUGGAAGCCGGACCCCUCGUCUCAAGAUUUGUGAUUUUGGUUAUUCAAAGUCUGGCUUAUUGCACUCUCAACCAAAAUCGAAAGUGGGAACACCAGCGUACAUUGCCCCGGAGGUUAUAUCUCGUAAAGAAUAUGAUGGCAAGAUUGCAGAUGUUUGGUCCUGUGGGGUGACUCUUUACGUUAUGCUUGUAGGAGCUUACCCUUUUGAGGAUCCCAGAGACCCUCGAAAUUUUCGUAACACAAUCGGGAGAAUUCUGAGUGUUCAGUACUCGAUACCUGAUUAUGUGCGUGUUUCCAAAGAUUGUAGACACCUCCUUUCUCGUAUCUUUGUUGCUAACCCAUCCAAGAGGAUCACUAUAGAAGAAAUCAAGAAACAUCCUUGGUUUAAGAAAAACAUGCCAAAGGAGCUAGUGGAAGGCGAAAGAACAAACUAUGCAAACACAAGCAGUGAUCAAUCACUUCAAAGUAUCGAGGAGAUCAACCGGAUCAUACAAGAGGCUAAGACUCCAGGGGAAGGGUCCACAAGGAUUGGAAAAACAGUCAUGGGUGAGGGGUCAUCGGAUCCAGACGACGAUGAGAUUGAUUUAGACGACGAGAUUGAAACUAGUGGGGAUUAUGAGAUCAACUUUAAGUAUUAAGUUACAAAUACUAAGAUAUGUAUGUUGAAAGGUGUGUUUUGGGUUGUUAAUAGAGAAUUUUCCUUUUGUAUUCAUGGAUCAGUUGUUUGUUUACCAAGUUUGUGUCAUCUUUUGAAAA
Messenger RNA from Helianthus annuus (common sunflower), 1194 nucleotides. Its product is annotated as serine/threonine-protein kinase SAPK3. The record is from RefSeq and is a predicted model, not a curated record. Bases 42 to 1076 code for a protein of 344 amino acids. Gene Ontology annotation, biological process: protein phosphorylation; intracellular signal transduction. The transcript is spliced from 10 exons. Gene Ontology annotation, molecular function: ATP binding; protein serine/threonine kinase activity. Lineage: Eukaryota; Viridiplantae; Streptophyta; Magnoliopsida; Asterales; Asteraceae.